Phytophthora sojae is the source of this 801-nucleotide messenger RNA. RefSeq lists its product as hypothetical. Lineage: Eukaryota; Oomycota; Peronosporomycetes; Peronosporales; Peronosporaceae. The transcript is spliced from 2 exons. The coding region runs from base 1 to 801 and encodes 266 amino acids. The record is from RefSeq and is a predicted model, not a curated record.
AUGAGCGCUAACACGGGCCUUCAGGCGCCAUGUGGAGGGUGUGGUGACGACGCCGGACCAAUACAUCGCUGCCCUUCGUGCUUUGUGCACAUGCAUCCGUUUUGCGGCACUGCCGUUGGAGCCGAAGGUUUUGGUCAGUUCAUCUUGUGCCCGGCCUGCCAAACCAAGGAGCAGGAGCCGCCACCAGCAUCUCCGAUCGUGGCAGCACUGUCUCUCCAGAAAGAGCGCGGCAAGGUUGCCGACAAAGGGGGUGCUACUGAGUGUCCGCAAUAUCAUAGCAUUGAUCUUGCAUCAUUUAAUGAGGAAACGAAAUCAGAGGAUGGGGACGAACCUCCACUUGCCCAUGAUGACACUGAGGUUUCUGACGUCCCGGAAACCGAAUUAGGCCGCUCUACGCUGCGUGUCAGCACAAUCCAACAGCGCCGGCGCGUGAUUGCAUGGUUGGAAAGCUACAUGAAGAAGAAAGGAAAGAAGAACAUGUGUGCCCGUGCUGUUGACGAGUUUCCCGAUGUUUUCAUCUCAGCCACCCGCAAUGCGAAUUUGAGCAAGGCCAUCAAUUGGUGGAAAAAGCGGGAGACAUUUGCGAAGGUGGCGCGCGAGUUUGACUUCCUUCGUAAGCUCGGACUUAAGUUCGAUUAUGGACUGUUACGUCAGUUGGCGUUGCGUAUGCUGCGCCGACCGGGUGCCCCAGAGGCGGACGCGAAUGGCGUAUUGCUGGAAAAGAAGAUUAACACGCGCUGGGUGCAGUCGUUCAUGGAAACCCACAACAUCAUACUUCGAGCGCAAUCCGGGAAACGCUAG